AGAUAGUCUGUGAUUUUUCAGAGUCCGGAAAUCGUCCGAUCCAUUUGACUGUAAAUAUCUUUUUCGUUUGGUGAAAAUGGCAAAAAAGUCGUACGAUUUUUUAUUUAAAUUGCUUAUUAUCGGUGACUCGGGAGUAGGAAAAACAAGUAUACUUUUUAGGUUUUCAGAUGAUGCUUUUAACACCACCUUUAUAUCGACAAUCGGGAUUGAUUUCAAAAUCAAAACCAUUGAAUUGCGGGGAAAGAAAAUCAAACUUCAAAUAUGGGACACAGCAGGUCAGGAAAGAUUCCACACCAUCACUACGUCAUACUACAGAGGGGCAAUGGGUAUAUUACUUGUGUACGAUAUAUCAGAUAUGAAGAGUUUUGAAAACGUAAUGAAAUGGACUCGAAAUAUUAAUGAGCAUGCCAAUGAAGAUGUAGAAAGAAUGAUUUUAGGCAACAAGUGUGACAAAGAAAGUGAAAGAAUGGUCACGAAAGAAAUGGGUGAACAGAUUGCCCGAGAACAUGGAAUCAGAUUUAUGGAGACAUCAGCGAAAACGAAUAUCAAUAUCGAGAAAGCUUUUACAGAUCUGGCCUCAGCAAUCCUUGACAAGACAGUUGGUCGGGAAGCAAUGGAUACAUCGACACGAAUUGAUAUCAACCGAAAAACAGAGGAACGAUUAAAUCGCUGUUGCUAACACUUUUUGACAAUGCUAUGGAACCGUUUUUUUACAAACUGAUAACUAGAGACAAAACUAUGUAUCAUGACUGAUAUUUGUCAACAUUGUAAAUAUUAUUUUGUAUUUAUCGUUAUUUUAUUGUGAAGUCUAAAUGUUGAGAAGUGACAAGGAACUAGUUUUGCAUCAUUUGACAGAAAAUCAGACUAAUAUAAUUACGAGAGGCUUUGCAAUCAACAAAGUUUGAUGUAAAUUUUUCAAUCAACACAGCUUGAUACAAUAGUGGACGGAAAUCGAAAAACUUAUGGACUGGAGUGAGCAGUAGAAAACUUUUUGAUUAGUUUAUAAAAACAGCUCCAUGCAUCGAAGUUUUAGUGCAAAAAAGUGUGAAGUGUUCAUGUGUACGCUGUCUGUGCUAACUACAUACAAAUGUUUAGUCAUCCUCAAUGUAUAACAAAUGCAGUAUUGUUUUCACCAUGCUAGAUCUUAUUAAAGUCCACCUCAUUCAUAAUUUAAAUCUUAGAAUUUGGAUUAUAUCCUAUUCAGCAGCACCAACCUCUCAAUUAUUGCUUUAUAGAGGUGGGACAAACGAUAAAUCUGUUAAUGUCUUUAUGAACUCAAAAAUUUACUUACUAGCAUUGAGCAAUAAAAAGUGGAAAGGAAGCACUAAAAAUUAACUAAGAGUGCAGUGUCUUAAUUUUAGUCUCUGAACUUCUUUUUUGGAAGGAUUCAGUGGUUAUUUUUAUAAAUAAGAACUUAGUUGAUUGAAUUCAACCUCUGUUGAGCGCAAAUAAUGGUAAGAAUCGUAGUGAAAAUAUUUUUGUCUACUUACUUUUUAACUGUUAUGUCUAUUCUGUCAGAAGAAUUGACUGCUUUUUUGUGUACUCAUUCUUCAGUAGAACUUCAGUUUUGGAUCCUACGGGACUGCAUGAAAGUCAGUAUGUUUCAAGCUUGGCUGUCGAUAUCCCAAUAUAGCAUGCAAGAAAAAUCUGAGUUCAUUAAACCAUGGGCCCUUCUAAAGGAAAUUUUUUCCUCCAUUUUCCGAAGACAUGUGAAGGCUUUCAUAGUUCCAUUCUGUAUCACCUGAAGUUAUCUUGAUCCCUGUUAAGCUCUCAAUGUGUAAAGCUAGUAUCAGACGAUCUAAGUGGAGCUCUCAAAGUGGCGUUACGUAAGGUCACGUGACCCUCAAAGACUCCCGGCCCGAGAAUAUUUGAGGGCAAUGGAGGGUCACAUGACCCCACGUGACGCCAUUUUGAGAGCUCUACUUUGAUCGUAUGAUACGGGCUUAAAAAAAUAAAUCAAGACUCCCAGAAAAUUUGUGAAACUUUUUUUUUUUAUUUAUUUCUUUCUCUCUUUCUGUGAAAUUUCUCCGACAGGUGUAUUGUUCACUCCCUGAGGUUUCUUCCCUCCCCCCCCCCUCAUUUGAGAGUUUCUCCUAGAAUCAAUAAUCAAGAUUCCAGUAACCUUAAAACCACUGUUUUCUUGUCAGAGUGUUUGUGCUUGGUUACUGAGAUCAAGCUGCAACCAAGAGCAAAAACAGAACACAACAACCAAGUAAAAAUCUCCGAGUUUGUUUGGUAAACUGAAAUUCUACUGUAGAUUUGCUUUUCUCUCCCUGAGCAUCUGUCUCUCGAGGAAGAAACAUUUUAUGUUGUGAUUAUAUUCAAAUCUAUCCGUUCUUUUGCAAGGAUUUUCAAUUUUGUUAUUUUAACUUUUUAUUAAAAAAUAGUAUUAAUUAAUGUCGAAUUAUUUGUAACUUGCCUCCGUCAUGCCACCUCUGUGAUUGAACUGGCUCUUGAUUGAAACAUUUCCUGCCUUAAAUAUGAGAGCACUUUGUGGUGGCCUUUAACUGGAAUAUGAAGUCCUUGAUUCUAGGUACAUCAACAUAACUUUUGCAUUAUAAGCUAGUAAAAAUUCGUGUACGCAUAUCUCACCAGGCAAAGCUCGUAGUCUCUAUGAUAGAUGAGAUGAGACCAUCCAAAAUCUCUUUUGUUUUACUUUUGCCGUUGUAUACCUACCUGGCAAUGGCUGCCUUAACAUUAUUUUCGGCCAAGGGUACAAGUAACAUUGCUGCAAUGUUUCAACAAACUUUUCCGGCAACCAUUGCCAGGCGGGUACCCAUGACAAUGGGUACCAAAAAAAGUAGGAACUGGCUGAAUGAUUAAUCCCUCUUGCAUUGAAAAAUAGGAGGUGGUAUUCAUUUUGCCCAUUAUUUAAUAAGGUCAUUUGUUACACCAUUAAAUUUCCAGUCUUAGAAAAGAAGAAAAGAACACAACACUACAAAAUGGAUCAAAGUUUUUAUCUUAAAGGCCAGAAAAUCGAAUCAAACUGUAUAAAAACAUCUGAACAUCAGUAUUAUUAAUUUUCUUUCUGGUCUCCAGUGAUGUUUGUUCACCUAUAAGUCGCAAAAAAUCUUGAACCAGCCAACACCUCCUGUUCUUCCCAUGCGAGUCUCAUUAUUUGUUUGUGCCUUUGAUAUUUUAGGACCUUUCUCGAUUCGUACACGAGUUUAACUUGUUUAUUCAAACUGUCUCUUGGUUGUACAAUGUUUCCUGUGAGCAGUUCCAGUUAAGCUCAGCUUCGAUCAUCUAGGUCCACCUCCAGUAUUUCUAAGCAGGCGUAUCUGUAGAAAAAAAAACCCAACCAAACUAGUCACCUCACUGAAUUUAAGAUUCUACUCAGCCGCAGCAACUAUACUGUCCGUAAGAGCUGAACAUUGAAGUCUAAUCUGUUCUUUAUUUCCCACUCCGCCUAUGAUCUAAAGAGGUGAAGAUUAUUUUCUGCUAUUCUCUUUGGUACUAAUUUGCAUAAAAAACUUGUAAAAAUAUAAUGAUUAGAUUUAUUUUUUUUUACGAUUUGGACUUUGUAUUGUUCAUAAAGAUUUUCAUACACUUGACAGUUUCUAUUGGGAAGCAGGGAAUGGCCAGAAUUUUAAACUUUGAGGGCGUUUUAACUAAUUUUUAACUUUUAGUAACAUUUAUCGUUCAUGAUAAUUAAUAAUGUGGUAUUAAUAAUUUUGUAAGUUCUGAUCAGGAUUUCUCAACAAUUUUUUCAUUUCACAUAUUAUCCUUCAUGAUUUCAUUUUUAAGGAACACUCAGGCAUAAACUAUCUGUAGCACAAGGGAUUUUUGUAAGUUAAGGUUCCCUGGUUUAUAUAUUCCAAUAGGAAGAAGAUAAAUCAAAUCAGUGAGAGAAAAUGUAUUUAAUACACCAACAAAUUGCACUGAAGCACACUUUUAAGAAAACGAUUGGAGAACUUGAGUGAAAUUCGCUAAAAUAACAGGAGGUGAGCAUGUGAAAUGGGAUUUGUUCUAAUAAAAUCUAGUUUCUUUGCAAACUCCUUGACAGAGUUUCAAAAACUGUGGCUUGUUUAAAGCUAAGAGUAAGCUUGAUAAGCACUGCUUUAUGCAUCUAUUUUCGUUUGGAAUAUAUGAAAAAAUAGUUAACCUUACUUCACUGAUGACCCUUGUAAAUUACUUCUUCCAGGGUAUUUUUUCUGACUCUCUUCAUAGUCUUUCCAACUAUUUGAAUGUAAAAGUAAACUAUUAGGACACUCAAUUUUGUCAAUUCGAAGUAAAUUUGCAGUUCCUUGUGGUGCUGUAGAUUUUACAACGAUGGCAUUUUGUCAGGGAGUCUAAUCAUGCCUUAUUAAAUAGCAAGUAGAAACUUGUGAAUACAUAAACGUUGAUGUGUAAGUUAAGUUUGCGCUUCAAAAUCGCUCCCUAUCCACACAUCAGAUUUAACAAAACUUAGGUAAUCUAGCCUUUGAGACCCAGACCCUCCUCGUAACUUUACAGUCUGCAAAACAUUCCAAUGUAGCCACCUUUUUUAUGUCAUGAAAGAAAAAUCUCCAAUGUGGCAAUAUUUAAUGCGACUAAGGGCAGCCGGUCAUUAUGAUUAAAAAAAAUGCAACUACUAGCAAAACCAGAACUUUAAGUUCCAACUCUAGAUCCAAGUAUGUUCCCUUACAUAACAUGAUGCAUGAUGGAAUGUUCAGUGAAAUGGUCUUGUAAAACUUGGAAAUUGCCCAUUCUGAAAUGUCCUGUUUUAUUUCGUUUACGAGAUUACUAAACUAAAGUAUUGCCUCGAAACUUUCCUUGAAUCUUCCCUCACUCACGAAGAAUAUAUCCAAAAAAUUUCAAAUUUAAAUGUUGCGCAGUUUUCUGUCAAAAAAAUACAACCUAAGAGAAAAUUAGACAACGUCUCUUUCUGUUACGAUGAUUAUGGCUAAGUCUGUCCAGUUUAUGGCCUGCUGCCUGACAAUGUCUCUCAAAUACUGAACAUUAAGAAUUUUACAAUCAAUUUUACUUCGCACACAUGUUGCAAGCAGCAUUUGCUGAAUCUUGCAUGGAUUUGAGGCUGUGGACAGUAGUAUUUGACUAAUACGUCGAUAAAUCCUUUUUUUUAGCUUUACAACGCGAGUUUUCCCUCCUUACUCCCGGGUCCCAGUUAAUGAGCGACAAUUCAAAGAAUCCCAUACCACCUAUUCCCGUUGUCAACCUGUUUCAUUGAAUCUAGUCUUGUUUUGGAAUAGCUCAAGUCAUUUUUUUCAAAAUUGGACCUUGGCUCAAAAUGUUUGUUUAACUUUGAAAAUUUUGACGAUCUGGAAACCGUUUUGAACACAAAAAGUUGUUUCUCCAUAAAGUAUUAAGAUUUUUGAACUUCUGGCUGAAUUUAUCUUCACAUUCAUCUCUUUUUCAUUUUUUUUCAAUUUUUUAAUUUGAUAAAAGAACCUAUCUAAGACUGACGUAUGGUUGUAAACAUGGAGGUACAAAUCACAAUUUGAUGAAGUUUUUUUAAUUCUCACAGUUGGUUUACAAGAAUUCUAUGAUUUGAGCCAUACUGCAUGGUUGUUUCUUUGCUGUAUCAAGUUUGUCUUGAAUCCUCCUGAAAUAUUUUUUUAUAGUCACAAGCUGCUAUUUUCAGUAGCAAAUCUAGGAUAUUGAAUUCAAGGAUCAUGCCUAUUUUCUAAUGCUAGUAAAUUUUAAAACUUUUUAGAAACAUAUCCCUCUUACCAAGACAAAUAGAAUCUACAUCAUACUUUAUAGAAUUACUCGCUUCCUUCCAGGAAACAGCUUUAUUCAGCAGACCUCUUCCUUUUUGCCCUUGAAACAUGAAACAUCCCUAUAUUCUCACUUGUUUUUGCAUGAAUUUUAAGUGACAAAAAGAACUUUAUAUGAGAGACGUCUCAUUCAUUUUCUUGUGUAUACACGCUUAUUUUUACUAUUCCCCUCGCUCUUUUGUUCUUAGGUCUAUAUUUAUUUUUCAGAAUUGUUUUAUCCCAUCAUUUUGAUACUUCAUGUACCGCAAUUCUUACGAAGGAACUUUCUAUCUUCAUCAAAAAGCAAUGUAAAUUUUGACUAUCUAAGCUUACAAAUAAAGUUAGAGUUACCUUUUUAUGUUGAUAAA
Messenger RNA from Bemisia tabaci, 6067 nucleotides. RefSeq names its product RAS oncogene family member Rab10 (gene Rab10). The record is from RefSeq and is a predicted model, not a curated record. Gene Ontology annotation, molecular function: GTP binding; GTPase activity. Lineage: Eukaryota; Metazoa; Arthropoda; Insecta; Hemiptera; Aleyrodidae.